Messenger RNA from Aureobasidium uvarum, 702 nucleotides. Lineage: Eukaryota; Fungi; Ascomycota; Dothideomycetes; Dothideales; Saccotheciaceae. The record is from the annotation of a GenBank genome assembly.
AUGUCUUCCUCGUCGUCCAAUGGCUCCAAAAACAGCAUCACCGCCGAAAGCAUCGCAAUCCAUCUAGACUUCGAGCCCAACCUGCCAGGCGCCGAAGAUCUUGACGUGGAUCUCGUCAUCCAGUGGCUGCUCGCCCUCAACCUCAGCCUUCGUACAAAGGAGAUCAAGCGUCUGGCUCCUCAAGUCCUCGAAGAACUCCGUGCUAUGGACGGCAUCACUGUCGAAGAGGCUAUCAGACACCAACAACGCUACCCCAUCAAGCGUGAUGUCCCUGUCCUUGUGCAUACCUGGGGUGGCAGCGGUCAGGCUCAGGAAGUCAAGAAAGAGGCAUCAUCUCCCAAGCAGCAACGCAGUGCAUUCGAGGUUGUCAGCAAGAAGAAGGCCAGGAAGCAGGGCAAGAACGCCGACAAUCAAGCACCCCUGAACUUGGAAGACGGCGACGGAGCUGGCGGCGUCAAGCUCGAGGACACUUCGGAUAAGGAAGACGCAAAGCAAACUGUAGCUGAGGCAGCUGAAAGUGCAGCCGCGAAGAAGAGAGCAAGAAAGGCGGCCAAGAGAGCCAGAAAGCUUGCACAAGCUCUUGAGGAUGCAAAGCCUCCUGUGGGAAAGAAAGAAGAGGACAGCGACAGUGAGAACGACUCUGACUGGACUCAGACCAGCUGGUCUCCUUCAUGGGCUACUGACGCGGAGGAAGAGGACUGA